Molecule: messenger RNA, 699 nt
Organism: Dendrobium catenatum
Lineage: Eukaryota; Viridiplantae; Streptophyta; Magnoliopsida; Asparagales; Orchidaceae
Exons: 2
Coding region: 1-699 (232 amino acids)
Source: RefSeq, a predicted model, not a curated record
AUGGCCCUUGGUGUAUUGGAGGUGACUUUAAUAUCAUCUUUAAUGCCUCAGAAAGAAGGGGAGGAAGCUGAAGUGAAAGUUCUUGAGCUGGAGAAUACCUAUUUGGUUAAUCCUUCUAUUAAAAACCUUAAUAAUCUUAAUUGUGCGAAGGAUUCUCUUGUUCAACUUCAGGACCAGGAGGAAACUUUCUGGAAACAAAAAGCUAAUGUUAAAUUUACUAUUGAAGGGGAUAGGAAUACUAAGUUUUUUCAUGCCAUGGCCAAUCGUAAUAGAACUAAGAAUCACAUUCAUAAAAUUGUUAAUAGUGAUGCUUCUACUAAUGAGUCUGAGGAGUUAAUUUGUAAGUCUGGUGUGGAUUAUUUUAAGAAUAAUUUCAAUGAUCACUUUAGCAAUGUUCCUUUAGUUAAUCCUCAAGUCAUCCCUUAUAUUAUUAAUGAUAUUGAUAAUAACUUCCUUUGUCAUCUCUCCUAUGAGUUGGAAGUUUACAAUGAUGUUAAUGAUUUGAAUGGCAAUUCGAUUGCUGGUCCGGAUGGCUAUACUACUAAUUUUUUUCAAAAGUGUUGGGAUAUUGUUAAAAUUGAUGUGAUUGAAGCAGUCAAUGACUUUUUCAAGGGAAUCCCCUAUCCGAAAAUUUUCACUUCUACUAACAUUGUGCUCAUUCCUAAAACUUCUGGGGAUAAUAAGUGGAAUGAAUUUUGA